This is a messenger RNA of Cladocopium goreaui, 2678 nucleotides long. The record is from the annotation of a GenBank genome assembly. Lineage: Eukaryota; Dinophyceae; Suessiales; Symbiodiniaceae.
AUGUCGAAGUUGCUUUUGGCACUACUUCCUGCGGCCUUCGGCCAGCAGCAAGCAGGAUCGUACAUGGCCGAGUAUGCGGAAGACUACAUGAAGUACAUGUCCAAUGGUGGUGGUGACUAUCAGAAGUACUACCAGAAGUACAUGGACUCCUACGGUUCAGGUGGCGGCGGUGGCUACGAGAAGUACAUGUCGGAGUAUGCCGGCAAGUACGCCGGUCAGUACGUGCCGGGCUCCGUGCCGGGCUCCAAGUCUGAGCACUCCAAAGCCGCGGACGUCCUGGUCUUGGCCGCUGAGGAUCCAAAGGAUCAGAAGUCCAAGCAUGAGAAGUCCAAGGACUCCAAGGACUCCAAGGAGUCUAAGGAGUCUGAGCAUUCCAAGAGCACUGCUAGCGAUGCCAGCGAUGCCAGCGACGCGUCUGGUGACUACCAAAAGUACAUGGACAAGUAUUCCAAGGACUACAAGCAGUACAUGCAAGCCCAGGGUGCGGCAACUAAGGGACAGGCUGCCGGAAGUUACCAGAAGUACAUGGAUCAGUACAGUUCUGCACAAGGGGCUGGCGACUAUCAGAAGUACAUGGACUACCAGAAGUACAUGCAGGGCCAGGGUUCCAAGGGUGGAAACUACCAGAAGUACAUGGCUCAAUAUGCUGAUGACUUCCAAAAGUACAUGUCUCAGUAUGCUGAUGACUACCAGAAGUACAUGCAGGGCCAGGGUUCCAAGGGUGGAAACUACCAGAAGUACAUGGCUCAGUACGCUGAUGACUUUCAGAAGUACAUGCAGGGCCAGGGUUCCAAGGGUGGUGACUACCAGAAGUACAUGCAGCAGUACUCUGCCGACUUUGAAAAGUACAUGCAGGGUGGCGGUUCCAAGGGUGGUGACUACCAGAAGUACAUGGCUCAAUACGCUGGUGACUACCAGAAGUACAUGCAGGGCCAGGGUUCCAAGGGUGGUGACUACCAGAAGUACAUGGAACAGUACGCUGAUGACUACCAAAAGUACAUGCAGGGCCAGGGUUCCAAGGGUGGAAACUACCAGAAGUACAUGGCUCAGUACGCUGAUGACUUUCAAAAGUACAUGCAGGGCCAGGGUUCCAAGGGUGGUGGCUACCAGAAGUACAUGCAGCAGUACUCUGCCGACUUUGAAAAGUACAUGCAGGGUGGCGGCUCCAAGGGUGGUGACUACCAGAAGUACAUGGCUCAGUAUGCGGACGACUACCAGAAGUACAUGCAGGGCAGCGGCUCCAAGGGUGGUGACUAUCAGCAGUACAUGAAGCAGUACUCCGGUGACUACCAGAAGUACAUGCAGGGCGCUGGUUCCCAGGGUGGUGACUAUCAGCAGUACAUGAAGCAGUACUCCGGUGACUACCAGAAGUACAUGCAGGGCGCUGGUUCCCAGGGUGGUGACUAUCAGCAGUACAUGAAGCAGUACUCCGGUGACUACCAGAAGUACAUGCAGGGCGCUGGUUCCCAGGGUGGUGACUAUCAGCAGUACAUGAAGCAGUACUCCGGUGACUACCAGAAGUACAUGCAGGGCGCUGGUUCCCAGGGUGGUGACUAUCAGCAGUACAUGAAGCAGUACUCCGGUGACUACCAGAAGUACAUGCAGGGCGCUGGUUCCCAGGGUGGUGACUAUCAGCAGUACAUGAAGCAGUACUCCGGUGACUACCAGAAGUACAUGCAGGGCGCUGGUUCCCAGGGUGGUGACUAUCAGCAGUACAUGAAGCAGUACUCCGGUGACUACCAGAAGUACAUGCAGGGCGCUGGUUCCCAGGGUGGUGACUAUCAGCAGUACAUGAAGCAAUACUCUGGUGACUACCAGAAGUACAUGCAGGGUGCUGGUUCGAUGGGCGGUGACUACCAGAAGUACAUGGAUCAAUAUGCAUCUAAGUACACCAAUGGUCAGAAGUCUAAGGAAGACCAUGCUGCUGCCGACAGUGCUGUGCUGAUUGCGGCUGGGUCGGAUGUCAAGACCGAUUCGGCUGAUGAGAAGCAGUUCAUGGCCAAGUUCGCCAAGGACUACGAGCACUACAUGGAGGAGCGAGGCAAGAACGUCUCCAAGGACUUCGAAAAGUACAUGGAAGAACACGCCAGCAAGUACAAGCACUACUUGGAGGCCCGAAGCGACAAGGCAGCGGGCGACUUCCAGAAGUACUUCGAGGACUACCAGAAGUACAUGAAGAGCAAGGACUUCAAAGACUUCGUGGACAAGUAUGCCAGCGACUAUGCCAGCUAUCUCAAGGAACGCGGUCAGGAGUACAUGAGCGGGGACAAAAAGGAGGCCAAGGCAGCAAUGCUCGUGGCCACUCCCGUGGAAGAUGAGAGCCAAAAGGAACACGACGCUCUGUCCGCAGAGCUGAAGCAAGAGCAACAGAGACUCGAUGAUGAGAUGAAGUACGAGAAGGAGUUGCGCGAGAAGGAGAAGGAACACCUUGCGGAGGAGUUGAAGCGUGAGGCUGCUGAGGAAGCCGCAGAAGCCAAGCAGGCUGAAGCCAAGACCUCCAAGACCGAUGCGAAGCCGGAGGUGCUGAUCGAACAACGCUCCAGCGCAUUCGCCGUGCCCGCAGUGUUCCUCGCUGCCUUCGUUGCAGUGGGUGCCACAUUCGCCUUCCUCCGUCGGAGCCGACAGAUUCGCGAGCACGAGGAUUACGUGAUGCAUCUUGAUGCACCAUUGUCCACCGU